ACUCGGGGAGAGAAACUUUUAGGUAAAGCCGCGUGGCGGUACAGUGGUUGAAUAAAAACGAGCGAGUAGGACCACGAGGACACGAGAGAGAAAGAAAGGGAAAAAGAAAGAAAUUUCCGGGAAAAGGAAAGAGACGAGAGGGGAGCGAUUGAGUGGUGGAACGAAGAAUAGAGAGAGUCGCACUUUUCAAGGGUUUCUGAAUUUUCGAUCCGUCCAAACAUUAAUGGCGAUGUUUCUUCUCAGGAAAAUAAGUGUUCGGGCUGCGUAGAGGAUUUAAUUUUUUUUUUUUCUCUGAAGACAAACAAACUUUCUGUUAUCUCUGUUCUUGUUUGUUUUUUUUUUCUUUUAAUCUUGUAGUCGCAGAAGGGGAAAGGUAGGGUGAGAGAUGUCGUCUCCGUUUUCUUCUUCUUCUUCUUCUUCUUCUUCAGCUACUGUGCGAGUCGAGAAGGCGACCAGCGACCUUCUCAUCGGUCCUGAUUGGACUAUGAACAUCGAUAUUUGUGAUACGAUCAAUUCUAAUCAUUGGCAGGCUAAAGAGGUGGUUAAAGCUGUGAAAAGAAGAUUGCAGCAUAAGAAUCCUAAAGUUCAACUACUCGCAUUGACGCUUGUGGAAACCAUGGUGAAGAACUGCGGCGAUUAUGUCCAUUUUCAAAUUACUGAGAGGGCUAUUCUACAGGAAAUGAUAAAAAUUGUGAAGAAAAAGGCUGAUAUGCAGGUGAGAGAGAAAAUCUUGGCCCUGCUAGACUCUUGGCAAGAAGCAUUUGGUGGGCCAGGAGGAAAACAUCCUCAAUAUUAUUGGGCAUACGAGGAGCUAAGACGUGCUGGAGUAGAAUUUCCCAAGCGUUCAUUAGAUGCUGCUCCAAUAUUUACACCACCUGUUACCCAUCCAAUUGUAAGACAUCCUCAAUCAGGAUACGGAAUGCCGAGCAAUUCUACCAGAAGGCUUGAUGAAGCAAUGGCAUCAGAGAUGGAAAGUGUCAGUUUAGCAAGCAUGGAUUCCAUGCAGGAGGUUAUGCAGCUCCUAGCUGAUAUGCUGCAAGCUGUGGACCCAAGUGAUCAUCAGGCUGUAAAAGAUGAAGUGAUAGUUGAUCUUGUUAAUCAAUGCCGUGCUAACCAAAAAAGGCUGAUGCAGAUGCUAACUUCAACGGGGGAUGAGGAACUUCUUGGUCGAGGUCUUGAAUUAAAUGAUGGCCUCCAAAGUUUGCUUGCAAAGCAUGAUGCUAUCCUUUCUGGUUCCCCCUUGCCAAAUCUGGUAACAAAUUUCAGCCCUCAGCAGCCGGAUAUAGGUUCUUCCAGCCUCAAACCGGCUGAAUUAAAAGAGACUCUCCCAAGAUCAAAUGCUGACCCCUCUACGCCAGUUGCUGCUGUGACAAAGGUCCAGGCUGAAGAAGAGGAAGAUGAGGAAGAUGAUUUUGCACAGCUGGCCAGAAGGCACUCCAAAACCCGGGCCACACCUUCUCAGAGCACCUCUACUGGAACCAGUGAUAGUACCAACAUUACAACUUCAAUCACACCAGCCAGCUCAACCUCUGAUCCCAGCAAUGCAUUAGCUGUUGUUCCAGUAUCUCCUGCACCAGUUAAGACCACAAAAGAGCAAGACAUGAUUGACCUUCUGAGUCUCACCUUAUCAACAAUAUCAACCUCUCACGAGACACAACCUCCUUCAUCAGCUUCUAACCCAAGCUUGCAGCAAGUGCCUGUUUCUACAACAACGCAGGAGUAUCCUUAUUCUUCUGCGGCUUAUUCUGGAAAUCAAGGACAGGUUCCCUACAGCAAUUAUGUUGUUCCUUGGGCCCAGCCUCAACAAACACAGUCUCAACCACAGCCUCAGCCACAACCACAGCCUCAAAUUCAGCCUCGAACUCAAUAUCCACAGUACUCAUAUGGCUACCCCCCUCCUCCAUGGGCUGCUACCCCUGGUUAUUCUAACCAAAAUCCUUCAUCCUCUGGUUACAUGUAUUCAACUUUGCAAGUCAACACAAAUACAUCUUAUAUGCCAAUGCAAGGGCCUAGACCAUUGCAGCAGUAUAAUUCAUUUUCCUCAAAAGGAAACAAUGGGCUGGCGAUGAAUGGAGAUGGACGGGUGCCUGGUCCUAGGAAUCCUGUCCCUGCAUCAGGAAACAAACCUUUUAUUCCUUCAUACAGAUUAUUUGAAGAUCUUAAUGUUCUUGGCAAUACAGAUGGAAGGCUGAAGAUGACGAGUAGUGCAUCUCCAAGCUUGUCGGGAACUUCAAGUCAAGGUAUGGUGGGUGGAAGGAAAUGAGUUCUUCAAAUAAUGAAUGCUAGAGCUUGUGCAAACAGGACUUGAUACAUGUGAAUAUGGUGUAUAUCAGCUUCUUUUAUAAACUUGGAAUGUAUUUAAAGUCCUUUAUAUUGAUACAAUCAUAGGUUUUUCCA
Molecule: messenger RNA, 2397 nt
Organism: Vitis vinifera (wine grape)
Lineage: Eukaryota; Viridiplantae; Streptophyta; Magnoliopsida; Vitales; Vitaceae
Product: TOM1-like protein 6
Exons: 9
Coding region: 386-2263 (625 amino acids)
Biological process (GO): protein transport to vacuole involved in ubiquitin-dependent protein catabolic process via the multivesicular body sorting pathway
Molecular function (GO): phosphatidylinositol binding; ubiquitin binding
Source: RefSeq, a predicted model, not a curated record